This is a messenger RNA of Hyaena hyaena (striped hyena), 2793 nucleotides long. RefSeq names its product cell division cycle 20B (gene CDC20B). The coding region runs from base 1110 to 2720 and encodes 536 amino acids. Gene Ontology annotation, biological process: positive regulation of ubiquitin protein ligase activity; positive regulation of anaphase-promoting complex-dependent catabolic process; anaphase-promoting complex-dependent catabolic process. The record is from RefSeq and is a predicted model, not a curated record. Gene Ontology annotation, cellular component: anaphase-promoting complex. Gene Ontology annotation, molecular function: protein binding; anaphase-promoting complex binding; ubiquitin ligase activator activity. NCBI's taxonomy places the organism in Eukaryota, Metazoa, Chordata, Mammalia, Carnivora, Hyaenidae. The transcript has 15 exons.
GGAAGCUCUCCGGCUUGCAACUGAAUACAGUGAAGUAGAAAAAGCAAGGUGCAAAACAGAUAAGCAUAGGAGGAUCGUGUUUACGUAGGAAGAUACACAGCGCCAGACUAGGAGUACACACUUAUUGCAUCAUAUCAGGAGGCACAAGAUGUCAACGUGUCAUUAAUGGAGGCAGACACCCUCAUCAUAUGUACACCAGUUUUACCAUCCAUGAUCCUUGACUGCAGCAGUUAGUACUGAGGUGUUUGCCAUGGCUGCUCAGCUUUCUUGCUGGCUCUUCACGGCUCAUGAGAUGCUCCCUGUCACCAGCUUUCACCAACUCUCGAACAUCUUGUUUGGGAAGAUAGCGCAGAAGCUCAAGUGAGAGAACCUGACCACUUCCAAAUUGCUACAGCAGAGAAGCACUUACUGAAUGCAUAUGCAAUGCUCCCCCUUCUCAUCACCACAGAACUCUUGCCACGUUUUCCUGCCUAUUUAAAAAUGGAGCAAAAGCUGAUGAACGCGUCGGGGGAAUACGUCUAAUAUCUGUGGUUUAUACAAACGGUGACCGUUACCAAUGGAGAGAAAGUCCCGUUAUAACGAAACUUUUUCCCCCCCUGAAAAUGGAAAGAACGUGAACUCACAGAACCCGCUUCUUGGCCCGCCAACCCCCUCGCCUCCUGCUGGUGUGACAGCCCUCGGCGCCGGGCCCAGCUCCGGCCCGCCAAGGCUCGCGGCAAAGCUUGGCGCUCCAGCGCGCGCCUCCGCGGACAAAGAGCAGGCGGCGGCGACGCGGGGCCGGAAGGUGGAGGCGGAGGCGGGCGGAGGCGCGCGCCGGGGGAAGCCCUCCCGAACUCUGACGUCACCAGAGCGCUGGCCAAUGAGAAGCGGGAGAGGGGGAUUCCCGCUCCGGCUGCCGCCCCGCCGGCUUUUUAAACGGUACCCGGGAGAAUACUGUCUAGGAGCGGUGGGAAGAAUCGGAGAAAUGGAGGUUAAGAGUGAAAAAUGAUGGUCCUGGGGGUGAGAGUAGAGGUUUGACGAUUAGGCGUCAAGACUGGCUUAGACGGGGGCGCAAAACCAGAGCCGAUCGAAGUGAGGCCACACACCGAGGAGGGCAAAGUCCUCCGGAGAUGGAGUGGAAACUGGAGCGCACAGCCCGGCGGAGGGUCCGGACGGAGGAAGAGAUGUUGUGGGAGAACAUCAUGCAGGUGCUCGCCAAAGACAUGAAGCAAAAGAGAAGUCAGGAUUCUCCUAAGAUAUUUGAUGCAGUUAAAACUACAUAUUCUAACUUUAAGAGCAACUUUGUGAAGAGGCUGUCGGCGGAGGUGCCCAUUGCCAGUAGCCCAAUUACCACCAGGUGGCGGCAAAGCCAAACCAGAGAUCUGGCAGGUGAUUCCUUUGAGGAAGAGCAUUCAACCACUUACCUCCCAGAAGCUUCUGGAUCUGUGCUGAAGAUAAUGCCUGAAAAAGAGACCUUGAUUCUAGGAUCUUACAAAGAACCACUGAAGACCCCCAUCAAAGGGAAUUUUGAAGCAAAUAACUCUGCUCUCCAUUUUUGCAAGGCACCUCAUGCACUGGACAGAGGUUGGAAUGAAAACGUUGCCUCGAAAGGCCAGAAAUGCCUAAACCAACUAUUUUCGACCCAGAAGGUGUCUCAGUGGGUUAGUGGGAAAAUGCAGCUAUGUGAGCAAUCCCAGUGUGUUUGGAAAGGCUGCAGAGAUGAAGUCAGAGAUGAAUCCUUCCAUCUCAGAAGAUUCAAUGGUAUAAACUAUUCCAUACUCCAGCCAGAGGUGAAAUUUCAUCUAACUGGUCUUCGAAAUGACUAUUAUCUGAAUAUUCUAGAUUGGAAUUUUCAAAAUCUGGUUGCUAUAGCCCUUGGAGCCUCUGUGUACAUCUGGAAUGGGGAAAACCACAAUAAGAUUGAAAAUAUAGACUUAACUCUCAAUUGUAACUAUAUAUCUUCUGUGUCCUGGAUAAAAGAGGGAACCUGUCUGGCAGUUGGCACCAGCGAGGGCGAAGUACAACUAUGGGAUGUGGUAACUAAAAAGCGGCUGAGAAAUAUGCUCGGUCAUUUGUCUGUGGUUGGGGCUCUGAGCUGGAACCACUAUAUCCUUAGCAGUGGGUCGAGGCUGGGCCGUGUUUAUCAUCACGAUGUCCGGGCAGCCCAGCAUCACGUUGGAACAGUUCACCACCAACAAGCCGUGUGUGCUCUGAAGUGGUCCCCUGAUGGCCGGCUGCUUUCCAGUGGCUGUAGUGACGGAUUGCUGACUAUAUGGCCCAGUGACCUAGGUGCAAAAGCACACGUUCAACCACUGAAAGUCAUACCCCAACCUACAGCAGUCAAGGCCGUGGAUUGGUGUCCCUGGCAGUCUGCAGUCCUUGCUGUUGGAGGCGGAAUGAAGGAUGGACGCUUACAUAUCUUGGACAUAAAUACUGGGCAAACUACCCAGACCCCAAGUAUGAACUCACAGAUUUGUUCCCUAAUCUGGCUACCAAAGACAAAGGAGAUUGCAAGUGGCCAAGGUAUUCCUAAGAACGAUGUGACUGUGUGGGCCUGUCCGGGUCUGGCCAGGUCGGGUGGAUUUUUCGGCCACGGGGGCAGAGUGCUGCACCUGGCUUUGAGUCCAGACCAGACCCGAGUGUUUUCUGCUGCAGCUGACGGCACAGCCUGUGUAUGGGACUGCUGCGAGUCAUUCAGCCCCUCUGGGAGCUCCAGUUUCCUCACUUCGAAGCGAGAAUGAUGACAUUGGCCUUGUCUUCUCCACGGGGUUGUGGUGAGGAUCAAACAGGAUAAAGUGCUUUUCCUGCGGUCAA